Molecule: messenger RNA, 1213 nt
Organism: Durio zibethinus
Lineage: Eukaryota; Viridiplantae; Streptophyta; Magnoliopsida; Malvales; Malvaceae
Product: non-functional NADPH-dependent codeinone reductase 2-like
Molecular function (GO): oxidoreductase activity, acting on the CH-OH group of donors, NAD or NADP as acceptor
Source: RefSeq, a predicted model, not a curated record
CUUUGCACUUGAUUCAUUAAGACAGAAAGAAAAGCAAGAAGAUACUUGAGUUCCUCAAAGAUUUAGAUUUUUACAGUUAAACCGAUGGACGGCAGUGUGGAGGCAAGUUGCUUUAGGAUUCCAGAGCACGUUCUGAGCUCAAGUGGCCAGAAAAUGCCGGUUUUGGGCUUUGGCACGGCAGUUGACCCACCAGUAGCACCACAAGUUAUAAAGCAGGCUAUUGUCCAAGCAAUUGAGCUUGGUUAUAGGCACUUUGACACAGCUUCUGUAUACGGAACAGAACAGCCGGUUGGUGAAGCAAUCAUAGAAGCCAUUUCGCUUGGCUUAAUUAAAUCUCGAGACGAGCUCUUCAUCACUUCCAAGCUCUGGUGCAACGAUGCUCAUGGAGAACUUGUUCUCCCUGCCCUUCGCAGGAGCUUACAAAAUCUCAAGUUGGAGUACCUCGAUCUCUAUCUUAUUCACUGGCCUGUGAGUCUAAAACAAGGGAAUUUCGAAUUCUUAGUGGUUAAUAAGGAAGACGUCCUCCCCAUGGAUUUUGGUUCCGUAUGGUCAGCCAUGGAAGAUUGCCAGAGGCUUGGCCUUACAAAGUCUAUAGGUGUCAGCAAUUUUUCCUGCAAAAAGUUAACUGACAUUCUUGCCUUAGCAAAGAUCCCCCCGGCUGUUAAUCAGGUGGAAUUGAACCCGACGUGGAACCAAAAGAAGCUGAGAGAGUUUUGCAAUGCGAAUGGGAUCUUUGUGACAGCUUACUCUCUGUUGGGAGCUUCAGGGACUGCUUGGGGCAGCAACAGAAUUAUGGAGUAUGAUGUGUUGAAGGAAAUUGCUGAGGCAAAAGGGAAGACAGUUGCUCAGAUAUGUGGGAGAUGGGCUUAUGAACUAGGUGUGGGUAUGGUGGUGAAGAGCUUCAAUGGUGAGAGGAUGAAGCAAAACCUUGAGAUAUUCAAUUGGUCCUUGACCGAGGAUGAGGUUAAAAAGAUCAAUGACAUCCCACAAAGAAGACACCACCGAGGAGAAGAGUUCAUCACCAAAGACGGUCCUUUCAAGGCAGUUGAGGAAUUGUGGGACGGAGAAAUGUGAUUUUUGUUUUCCUAUAUCUAUUCUCGUUGCUAUCUACUAUAUUAUAUAUUUUAUAAAUAAAUGAUAAUAAUAGUGGUUUGUAAUGUAUGCUAACACUAAGUUUUUUGGCAGAAUAAGAAAUUAGAAAAAACAUUUUAAA